This is a messenger RNA of Solanum pennellii, 1122 nucleotides long. RefSeq names its product germin-like protein 9-3. Bases 502 to 1122 code for a protein of 206 amino acids. The record is from RefSeq and is a predicted model, not a curated record. Gene Ontology annotation, cellular component: cell wall. Gene Ontology annotation, molecular function: manganese ion binding. Lineage: Eukaryota; Viridiplantae; Streptophyta; Magnoliopsida; Solanales; Solanaceae. The transcript has a single exon.
CAGCGAAAAGAAUUCCAAUGAACCACUUUUACUCCUCUAGCUCCGCCCUUAGGCAGAACCAAAGUUGCAGAAGGAUAAGCCAGUUGGUAACUGAUGUUUACAAAGUUUUUGAGCUGUUUUUAUUGUUUGUUUCUGACUGCAGAAACUACCUGGAAACCAAAUUUAAAGACCAUAUAAUUUGAAAAUCGUCUCAAUAUGGCUUAGGUUUCAUCAGUAAUAUAAACUAAGUGCAUAAAGUCGAAAACAUAACAAUUUUUAAAGGAAAAAAGUUAUCUGUAUUCUCUUGUCAAUAUUGAAAGCUAAAACUGGAAAUUGUGUUGUUUCUUCUAUUGACACAAUAAACUUCUGAAGUAGUUUCCUAUAUUGACAAUUCCUUAUUCGUUUUAGCAACUCAUCGGUGACUUCAAUCUCGAUUCUUGUUUGAUAUGUCCCUUGUAUAGCUAUAAAAUCUUUAGUCCAUCAAGAAAUCAUUCAAACAAAUAAACGAAAACAGGAGAAAAAAUGGAAUCAGAAACUUCAAGUUGCAUAGUUCUGUUAGCUCUAGCAACAUCACUACUCAUUUUCCAAAUAGCAUCAGCUGGUGACCCUGACAUCCUAACAGACUUUGUGAUGCCACUCGAGGUUCCAUCAGUUGACGCUUCUUACUUCACCUUCUCGGGCCUAAGGGGACUCGUAGGAGCUCCACCACCCGAAAAAUUCAAGGUGACAAAGGCAGGCAUGACUGAAUUUCCAGCCCUGAACGGACAAAGCGUUUCCUAUGCAAUCCUACAGUAUCCUGCAAGCUCUGUCAACCCUGUCCACACUCAUCCACGUUCAGCCGAGCUACUUUUCCUCAUGUCAGGCACAUUGGAAGUAGGAUUCAUCGAUACCACGAACAAGAUUUACACUCAAACAUUGCAAACAGGAGACGUUUUCGUGUUCCCUAAAGGACUAGUACACUAUCAAUACAAUGCUGAUGCUGAAAAUUGUGCAUGGGGUAUAUCUGCCUUUGGAAGUGCAAAUGCAGGCACUGUUUCUAUUCCUAACUCAGUGUUCAAUACAAGCAUUCCUGAUAACACUUUGGCUAAAUCUUUCAAGACUGAUAUCAUUACUAUUCAGAAAAUCAAGGCAGGUCUAGCCUGA